AUUGAAAUUAUCGCUCAGAAAAAAAACCAUGGCAAACCACUCUGACGAGGCGGCAGCGAAUGCAGAGGCGGCGGCGGCGACUGCUCAGCCGACUGUGAACGAUCAUCUCCUCCAGCAGCAGCUGUUUUGGGCAGCUCAGCUUCAAGAGAUCAAACAGAUAAGAGAUUUUAGGGUCCACAGUCUUCCCAUUUCCCGAGUCAAGAAGAUCAUGAAAUCGGACAAGGAUGUCCAUAUGAUUUCUGCUGAAGCGCCUAUUCUGAUUGCUAAGGCAUGUGAGCUCUUUAUUCAGGAGCUCACCCAUCGUUCCUGGCUUAACGCCCAGGAAUACCAGCGUCGGACUCUGAAAAAGACCGACUUCAUCACGGUGCUUAGGGAGACUGAACUCUUUGAUUUCCUUGUGGACGCCAUUUCUAUGGAUGAGACCGAGGAAGAAGUUACUGGUUUUGUGCCUGGCAUGCUGGGCAACAUACCAAGUGGUAUCCCGUACUGUUACUCACCAAUGGGACCUCCUGCUCCCCCAAUUGGACCUCCUGCUCCAUCAAUGGGACCACCUGCUGCACCCCGGGGAAUCAUGGGAAGGCGUGCUAUGCCUUGGGUUGCACCCUCAGUGCACGUCCCGCCUCCGUUGUACCCGCGGCAGUCCGGUUGGCAUGCUGCUGGCGGUAAUCCCUAUGCUACUGGAGGGAGCAGUGGACAGGGUAACGGUGAUCCUCAAAGUUAAAGAUCAUGUUCUCUGUUGAUCCAAAUGCUCAGUGGCACUGGCACAACGGAAGCUCUUAGUCACUAAUGCUGCAGGUCCUGUCAACUAUGGAUGCUUCUUAUUGCUACUGUCUAUGGGUAAAACUACUUUUAAUCAAAUGCUUCCAUGUUGUUUCAUUCAUGGCUUCAUUGGGAUUGCUGUAACUGUUAAUCUGCCGUUGUUCUUAUGUCCUUGAAUAAUUAUGAGGUAUGAUUUGUUCGAAAUAGAUGAAUCCAUUGGUUAGUAAGAUCUCUUUGUUAUACUUCUUUUCAUCAAAGCAACUGGCUGAUUUCCAUCAACUUAUAUGUAUGCAAACAUUCUGUUAGGUUUCUCUUUGUAAAUAAGAUAUAUUGAUUCUUUGGUUUAUAAUCUAAGAGGACGAUAUCAUAUGGGAAAAGGAGCACUAAUUUUUUCGUGAAGCGAGACCUGCAUUUGCAUUGUUUUUUUGAGAGUUCUAAUCCUUUCAUCAUCUGGACACCAUGUGAAGCAGCACUUACAUUACAUUGCUGGUACUAAGUUCCAUUUUUCAAUCACCUGACCACCCUGGUCGUUCUUUACUAGAGUGAUUUCAGGCAUAUUGCUUAGUUGGAGAAUUUAGUCCGCUCUAUGCUAAGUACUUGUACUUGGCUGAGAUUCUCUUUGUUUCCCAUUUUGUGUAUUCCUUAUUUCUCUCGUUGAAUCUAGACCUCCUUUAUAUCUGUGCUGAUCAGAUUUUAAUGUUUUGACAUCUGGAUGGAAACAAGUUACUACUGCUUAUGGCCUGAAUCCAGGAGAUGAUUGUCUUUUUCAACUUGUAGAUCAGCGGAACCAUAUACUUUUGAUGUACGCAAAAUCUGAAAGUCCAUAAGUAAGAUGCCAAAAGAAUUACUUGGAGCUGUUUACAGUGGCCAGAGUAAUGAAAAAGGAGCUAUAUCAGUUCCUCAUUAAUUGUUUUUGAACACUUAGGAUAUGAUGGCACUAACUCUUGGGAUAUUCGGUGAAUACUUUUUCUUAAUCAAGAUGAUGAAUUUGUUUUUUCUAUUUCAGUUUUUUUUUUAAUGAUAGACUGAUUUAAUAUUUGAUUAAUUCGAAAAAU
Molecule: messenger RNA, 1814 nt
Organism: Solanum stenotomum
Lineage: Eukaryota; Viridiplantae; Streptophyta; Magnoliopsida; Solanales; Solanaceae
Product: nuclear transcription factor Y subunit C-1-like
Exons: 4
Coding region: 29-721 (230 amino acids)
Biological process (GO): regulation of DNA-templated transcription
Cellular component (GO): nucleus
Molecular function (GO): DNA-binding transcription activator activity, RNA polymerase II-specific; protein heterodimerization activity
Source: RefSeq, a predicted model, not a curated record